Messenger RNA from Pectinophora gossypiella (pink bollworm), 908 nucleotides. Its product is annotated as tubulin polyglutamylase complex subunit 2. The coding region runs from base 149 to 907 and encodes 252 amino acids. The record is from RefSeq and is a predicted model, not a curated record. Lineage: Eukaryota; Metazoa; Arthropoda; Insecta; Lepidoptera; Gelechiidae. Gene Ontology annotation, biological process: protein polyglutamylation. The transcript has 5 exons.
AAACUUUUUUAAAACAGUAACAUUAUAUUAAAACUAGUAAAUUGUAUCCAUGACAACUGUUACAUCAAUGUUAUGCUUGACGUAAAAGUCCAAAUAAUAUUACAAUUCUGUAAAAUUCCUUUUUGAGAUCUCCUAAAUUUGAAGUACUAUGAGUUUUUGUGUUGAUUUAGUUUCAGAAGAUUCUUUUUAUGAAAAUAUUACUUUGGGUGUGACCAAACUCUUGGAAUCUGAUCCGCGAAUUUGCAACGUAAAUGUUGAAAGAAGAUAUCCAUGUGAUAGAGUUGCUAUUACGACUUGGGAACAAAGACAUUCUGCGGUCUUACCUGAAGAUCUCAGGAAUUUUUAUGCGUCAAGCGAUGGAUUCCAGCUCUCUUGGUCCUAUAAAUUUACAGCCGAUGAAAUAUUGUCAGUGGGGUCCAUUCAUGUGAAUUCGCUGAAUGAGUUGUAUCUGUCGCCGGCUUUGAAGGAUCUUCUAGAUUUCUCUCUAACAAGGCAAAAUGGAGGCCCUCGCCCCGUACUAAACACGAAGAGUAAAGUUUUCGAGUUGGAUAGUUGUAGAACAAUAGGAAAGGUGUGCCUAGUUUACACGGGCGGUGCGUGGUCAGUUUGGCUGGUGACGCGUGAGGGUACAUGGGGGUGGCUAGCAGACUCCUUCACGCAGUAUUUCCGUAUGUCGUUGGUGCACCUCGGUCUGCCCGGGUGGCAAGCCUCCUUCGCCAACCUGCCGCUCAUACCUUGGGCAGAGCAAUUGUUUCUGUUACUGGCGCCACAUUUAUUGGAGAAAGUGGAACCGGAAGUGAACGUAUUAUCUAUGGGCUCCGACGCAGGCUUCAACCAUAUUGAUCCCAACAUCUUCAAGACUUCAGUGCGACACCACAAGAAUUCCAAUCGUCAGAGUAAUCAGUGAA